Messenger RNA from Loa loa (African eye worm), 1483 nucleotides. Its product is annotated as actin-2. The record is from RefSeq and is a predicted model, not a curated record. The transcript has 5 exons. NCBI's taxonomy places the organism in Eukaryota, Metazoa, Nematoda, Chromadorea, Rhabditida, Onchocercidae. Bases 80 to 1210 code for a protein of 376 amino acids.
UUAUAGCAGAUAUCUCGUAACAGAGGUUCGUGCCGUAGCAAUAUAUACACGAUAUUAUUAGUAUAAAAAGAAACAAAAAAUGUGUGACGACGACGUUGCGGCUCUUGUAAUUGACAACGGUUCUGGUAUGUGCAAGGCUGGUUUCGCGGGUGACGAUGCACCACGUGCUGUUUUCCCAUCUAUUGUUGGCCGCCCAAGACAUCAGGGUGUCAUGGUUGGAAUGGGACAGAAGGAUUCGUAUGUUGGUGAUGAAGCUCAGUCGAAGCGCGGUAUUCUCACAUUGAAAUAUCCGAUUGAACAUGGUAUCGUGACCAAUUGGGAUGAUAUGGAAAAGAUUUGGCACCAUACAUUUUAUAACGAGUUGCGAGUAGCACCAGAGGAGCAUCCUGUUCUGUUGACGGAAGCUCCAUUAAAUCCAAAGGCAAACAGAGAAAAAAUGACGCAAAUCAUGUUCGAAACCUUUAAUACCCCAGCUAUGUAUGUUGCAAUCCAGGCUGUCCUCUCCUUAUAUGCUUCUGGUCGUACAACUGGUAUUGUGCUUGAUACUGGUGAUGGUGUUACGCAUACCGUUCCAAUUUAUGAAGGCUACGCACUGCCGCACGCAAUUCUGCGUCUGGAUUUGGCUGGUCGGGAUCUUACUGAUUACCUCAUGAAGAUUCUUACUGAGCGCGGCUACUCGUUCACAACGACUGCGGAACGUGAGAUUGUUCGGGAUAUCAAAGAAAAACUGUGCUAUGUAGCUUUGGACUUCGAACAAGAAAUGGCUACUGCAGCAUCGUCAUCAUCGUUGGAGAAGAGCUAUGAACUGCCCGAUGGACAAGUCAUUACUAUCGGCAACGAACGAUUCCGAUGCCCCGAGGCUCUCUUCCAGCCUUCAUUCCUCGGAAUGGAGUCGACCGGUAUUCAUGAAACGACCUACAAUAGCAUCAUGAAGUGUGACGUAGAUAUCCGAAAAGAUCUGUAUGCAAACACUGUCCUCUCAGGAGGUACUUCAAUGUUUCCGGGUAUUGCCGACCGUAUGCAGAAGGAGAUUACUGCACUUGCUCCAAGCACGAUGAAAAUUAAGAUCAUCGCGCCACCGGAACGUAAAUAUUCGGUCUGGAUUGGUGGUUCCAUCCUGGCGUCACUAUCCACUUUCCAACAAAUGUGGAUCUCGAAGCAGGAAUACGAUGAAUCGGGACCGUCAAUUGUUCAUCGUAAAUGUUUCUAGGCUGUUGCUAUUGUUGCUUCCCUGCCAUGUUUCAGCUCUUUAGCAGCAAGUGCAACAAAAAUACUAAUUGAACAGUCUUCUGUUUGUCCGUACAUCCCUCUCAGUUAUUAAUGCACACGCCUGUACUGUACUAGUUUCUUUUCUUUCUACAAUUAGAAGUCAGAGAAACCACAUCAAUUCUGGACGGAAACGAUAUCUCAGAAACUUGGAUUUACUCGAUUGUUUAAAUUACAUGAAAGUUUUCAAUCAUAUUCCCAUAAAUCAGGAUGUGUG